AUGUAUUCAAGAAAAGCACUGGGUGCUAAUGGCAGAAUGUCCUCGAUCCCAACUCUAUCGAGUAGAACAAGCACUCCUUCAGGAAUGUAUGAUGAAGAAAAAGAGGGUUGUAAUUCCGAGUUUUCGUUCAGUGAGUACAUACCGAUAGCAUACAAAACCUCCUCCAUAGCGGGUGAUGAAGAAUAUUCGUACACAAAAAGAGCCAAAUUCAAUCCCGCACACCACUCGUUAUCGAAUAGAUCUAGGUCUGAUAGGAACGAUAUUGAGACUUUGAGAGAAAGUUCGUUGGCAGCCAUUAGGGAAAGCCAGUUAACGAGGAUGGAGUCUGAAAUUGGACUAAUUCAGUUUAAUCUCAAUGAAUUAAAGAGGGAAAUGAUGAGACUCACCGAUUCAUCGCAACAAGACCGAAAAACCACUCAACAACUUCAACAAGAGUUAAGAAAUGCUGACCGGCUGCUGAAACAGCUUGAAGAGGAUGAAGAGAUCCUCUCUAUUGAGCACAGCAAAUCCACUCCCAACAAAAAGAAAACUCCAAUCAAAACAGUAAAACAAUCCCACGAUGGUUCCAAUCUUGAUGAAUACGGAGAGACAGAAAGGCUUAUCCAGGACGAGUUAGAAAUUUUAAAGAGAAUUUAUGCUGACAACUUGGAGUUCUUACUUGUUGUACUCAAAGAGAUGAAAUUUAUUUCCAGUAACUCAGCCCGAAUGGAGUGUUUAGAUUUUCUAUCACAGAUUAGAAAAAGAGAAGAAUGUGAAAUUGAAAGGUUGAAAUCACCAAAGAAGAACAUUAGUUUUUGUGGAAGAGAAGGAAAUACCAGCUGCUCCAAAGGAAAUAUAACUUCAGGAGAUGCGGUGUCGGUAACAACUUCUUUAAGGGUUGGAACUAGCUCAGACGCUGGUAACGACGAUCUAGAGAGUGUUUAUUCGGAAUUUGAUGAUAACAGAAGUGUCAAUGAGUUGAUGACAUUAAUGAACGCGAACGUAGAAGAAUUAGUCAAUAAGUUGGCAGCAGAAAAAUCAAUCGAGGAAAUUGAGAGCCCUGUUUCUAAAGGAGAUGUUAUUCAUUUGUGCAGGGAAAUAUAUUCUCUUUUGAACGACAUGAGCGUUGAGUCUGACAUUGAGAUAAUCAAUUCCUGCUUUGAUGUCCUUGAGCUUUAUAUUGGAAAAGCGUUGGACGAAUUAGUUCAAGAGGACAUGGUCACCGACCUCAUGGACAUUUUAACAACCUUUUUAUUCUUCUACAGAGCAGUAGGACGACUUUUAAAUCAGGCUGAAUUUGUGGAUGAAAAUCUCCAAAGAGAAUUCGUUGAGCAAAGGUUUGAAAAAUUAAGAGAAAAGAAAGAUCGUGAUAUAGAUGGAAUUGUAAGAAAUAGAGCUCACUGCUUGGCAAGAAAUGAACCAAGGGAAAAGAUUGACAAACAAGAUUUAGUUAAAGAAGAUGGAACGAGAAGCGACGAUCAAGAUCGAGAUGACAAAUCCAACAGGGAACUUGAGGAGGAACGAGAAAAUUUGCUUGACAAUCUCAUGACAAUUGAGGAGUUGAUGUUUAGAGAUAGCUUAGAAAACGAUGACAACGAUACCAUUGAAACCAAAGAAGACCCAGAUGAUGAAGAAGAGAAGCAAGAAAACAGCACUGAAGCCAUUGUAUCAGAUGCAGGAAUUGUUUACACAAGCCCAAAGACAAGCUCUCAACUUCAAUCAACUCCCCCAAAAACCAGCUCUUCUCCUUCCCAACAGCAUAAGACCCAAUCGUUGAGACCUCUGGGAAUCACUGUUAACGAGGAGAAGCUGAGGGAAAUGAUGGAGAAAGAAGCGGAAGAGUUGGACAUGCAAUUUCUAUUGAAAGCUGGUUCUAUUAAGAGUGCAGACAACAACAAUCGAGAUUAUACUGAGUAUGCAUCGAAUUACUUUAAUACCAAUUAA
This is a messenger RNA of Naegleria lovaniensis, 1923 nucleotides long. RefSeq lists its product as uncharacterized. Bases 1 to 1923 code for a protein of 640 amino acids. NCBI's taxonomy places the organism in Eukaryota, Heterolobosea, Eutetramitea, Acrasida, Naegleriidae. The record is from RefSeq and is a predicted model, not a curated record. The transcript has a single exon.